Molecule: messenger RNA, 5808 nt
Organism: Polyodon spathula (Mississippi paddlefish)
Lineage: Eukaryota; Metazoa; Chordata; Actinopteri; Acipenseriformes; Polyodontidae
Gene: lss
Product: lanosterol synthase (2,3-oxidosqualene-lanosterol cyclase)
Exons: 22
Coding region: 115-2322 (735 amino acids)
Biological process (GO): triterpenoid biosynthetic process; cholesterol biosynthetic process
Cellular component (GO): lipid droplet
Molecular function (GO): lanosterol synthase activity
Source: RefSeq, a predicted model, not a curated record
UUAAAGGGACGGACUACGCUUUGAAGAAAACUCUUGAAUUAAGCUGUAAUUUUGCGUUUGGAAAACGUAUUGCAGAUCUUUUCCAGGUAUCGCUGUAUAAUACAGACAGCCAAAAUGAGGGAAGGAACAUGUUUAAGGAGAAGAGGUGGCCCCUAUAAAAGUGACCCUGCCACUGACCUGACACGCUGGAGGAUCGCUAAUGUGGCGGGGAGACAGACCUGGCACUAUGUGGAAGACGGGGAGACUGCAGAAAGAGCACAGAGCAUGCUGGAAGCACACUCCUUGGGACUUGAUACAAGCAAGUUCAUUAACAGUUUGCCUAAACCCAUCACUGCCCAAGAAGCCGCUCUAAAUGGAAUGCAGUUUUACAGCCUCCUGCAAGCUGAGGAUGGGCACUGGGCAGGAGACUACGGAGGACCCCUCUUCUUACUGCCAGGUCUCCUGAUUACCUGCCACAUUGCUAAGAUCCCUUUCCCAGAAGCAUGGCAGAAAGAGAUGGUGCGAUACUUGCGCUCCGUGCAGCUUCCAGACGGGGGCUGGGGUCUGCAUAUUGAAGAUAAGUCCACAGUGUUUGGAACAGCCUUGAGCUACACCACCAUGAGGAUCCUAGGAGUUGGACCUGAUGAUCCUGACCUGCUGCGAGCCAGAAACAACCUUCACAGCAAAGGAGGAGCUGUUGGAAUUCCUUCUUGGGGAAAAUUUUGGUUGGCCAUCCUGAAUGUGUACAGCUGGGAAGGGAUGAAUACGCUUCUCCCAGAAAUGUGGCUUUUCCCUUCCUGGAUGCCAGCACACCCCUCUACUCUGUGGUGUCACUGCCGCCAGGUCUACCUCCCGAUGAGUUACUGCUACGCUGUGCGCCUGACUGCAGAUGAAGAUGAGCUGGUCCGAAGCCUCAGACAGGAGCUGUAUGUGCAGGAUUAUUCCACCAUUGACUGGCCAGCUCAAAGGAACAAUGUGGCUGCAUGUGACAUUUAUACCCCUCAUAGCAAAUUACUCACAACAGCAUAUGUCAUGCUCAAUUUGUACGAGUCGUACCACAGCAGUGCUCUGAGGAAGUGGGCUAUUGAGGAGCUGUAUGAUCACAUCAAGGCCGAUGACAGAUUCACCAAUUGCAUCAGCAUUGGACCGAUCUCCAAAACCAUCAACAUGUUGGUGCGCUGGUAUGCAGAUGGACCCACUUCGUCUGUUUUUAAGGAGCAUGUGUCCAGAAUCCCGGACUAUCUCUGGCUCGGCCUUGAUGGAAUGAAGAUGCAGGGCACUAAUGGAUCUCAGCUUUGGGAUACUGCAUUUGCUGUCCAAGCAUUUCUUGAGGCAGGUGCGCAGGACAGAUGCACAUUUACACAGUGUCUUAAACAGGCUCACGAAUUCUUCAGAAUCACACAGAUACCAGAAAACCCACCAAACUUUGAAAAGUACUACCGCCAAAUGAACAAGGGAGGGUUUCCCUUCAGCAAUCUCCACUGUGGCUGGAUUGUUGCUGACUGUACAGCUGAAGGCUUGAAGACAGUGAUGCUGCUUCAAGAGAAGUGCACCUUUAUCAAGGACCACAUUCCCAAACAGCGCCUCUUCGAUGCUGUCAAUGUGCUACUCAGCAUGCGGAAUCCUGAUGGUGGAUUUGCCACCUAUGAGACAAAGCGUGGAGGCAGGCUGCUGGAGCUCCUCAAUCCCUCUGAAGUGUUUGGUGAUAUCAUGAUUGACUACACUUAUGUUGAGUGCACCUCCGCAGUGAUGCAGGCACUGAAGCACUUUCAUGAGGAAUUUCCUGACCACAGGACUGAGGAGGUCAGGAGUACAUUGCAGAAGGGUUUAGAGUACUGCAGGAAGGUGCAGAGGACUGAUGGAUCAUGGGAAGGGAGCUGGGGAGUGUGCUUUACAUAUGGAGCUUGGUUUGGUUUGGAAGCCUUUGCCUGCAUGGGCCACAUCUAUCAGAAUGGCUCUGCAUGCUGGGAGGUGCAGCAGGCAUGUCAGUUCCUGCUGUCUCAUCAGAUGCAGGACGGAGGCUGGGGGGAGGACUUUGAAUCCUGUGAGCAGCGCAGAUAUGUCCAGAGUGAGAAGUCGCAGAUACACAACACCUGCUGGGCUCUGCUGGGGCUCAUGGCUGUAAGGUACCCCGAUGUUGGUGUGAUCGAGCGAGGGAUACAGAUGCUUGUUAACAGACAGCAGUCUAAUGGAGACUGGCCACAGGAAAACAUUGCUGGUGUUUUUAACAAAAGUUGUGCUAUCAGCUACACGUCGUACCGCAACGUGUUUCCAAUAUGGACGCUAGGACGGUUUGGACGCUGCUACCCCACUAGCCCAUUGGCAGGAAAACUGAAAAUGUGAACAAAUGGACUCUUUGUGAAAGACUGACAGUGCUUGACUAUUGUUCUUCUGAAAAAUACAUUCAUUUGAAUAACAAGUAAUACAUACACAAUGUAGUGAAAAUCGUAUUUUUGUGAUCUCAUUGUUUGCAGUGUUUUGUAAAAUAAGGGACUGGGUAAAGGGAAGACAUUAAGAUUAUAGUAAUUUAAUAAUCUGACUAGCACCGAUUGAUAAGCAGAAUAUUGUCACUUCAUGUACACCAAUAAGUUAAGAAAACGUAUCGGUCCAGGAUAUUGUGUUAGUGUGUGCGAUUUAUUCAAGAAGCAUAUUGCAGGAGUAUAGUGCUCUUGUAGUUGCAUUUUUAUAAUUUCUGGAUACCGCUGUUCACAAUACGCUCAGUAUGUUGACAAGCAGGUUUUAAAGUCUUGAAUUCCCACCCCCACCCCACCCCCACAGUAGCUUGGUACAGUUGGGUUGGCUUAUUGUUUUACACAGAGGCUUGGUAUAGUUGACCGCCCGAAUCAUGUACUACUUAACAUUUCCCUCUUGAGUGGUUAUUAUCAAUGCUCUUUUCACAAGAGGGCCAUUGCUCUUGGAAUGACAGCUCCCACAGCGCAGAUCCGUCUGCUCACACAGGGUAGUGCUGCAUAUGCAACUUGUAAUAGACAUCGUUGUGUCGUAGUUGUAUGCUACAGUCGGAUCACAUGAUAAGGGUGAUACUUAGUUUUAUUACCUACAUUUAUUUCAUAACAAUAUCCCACGACCCUUAGGUUUAGGUUAUUGGUCAUAACUUUAAAUACACACAACAAUAACCGAACCCUAAGCUUAUGGUUCAUGGGGUAUUAUGGUCACUUGGUAGGGGUGUUGAGGGUCAGUGAAGCGCAAUGUAAAUUAAGAGUUGCGCACGCAGCACUACUCUGCAAGAGUUUUUUUUCUGCACCUAUAUACUGUUGCUUUUCACUUGUUCCCCAUUUUUAUAUACUUGUACAAGAUCUGUCUCCCUAGAGAUACACUGACCACACAUCCACAUGUGGUCCUCCAUGUGUCGCUCCAUAACCUACUGCAGCUCCCUGACUUCUUGUCGAAUAAGGAACUGCUGUGAUAAGAUAACGGGGCAAGCUGAUUUGAAAGAAAUACCUGAAUCUGGUAGACAGAGGUUGCUACAUGGACACUUAAACAAUGCACUUUUACAACUCCUCAGUUCUCUGGUCUUUCAUUGGCGAAAAGUGUCAGUACUUGAGCAAGUUUAGGAUCACCUAGAAUGUUAGGAUUGAGAAAAUAAAUAAGUCUAUUUUAACAUCUUUUAUUGAUGUCUUGAUUUUUAUUGACAAGGCGUCUACUGGAAGCCCUAAUUUUGUCAGUUUUUCAUUAAGUAUAUGGGAAAACCACAAACCGGUGUGUAAUUUAACAUGUGAAAGUGACAUUGCUCAGCAGGUUUCAUUUGACUUUGAAGCAAAAUGAGUUUAAGGUUAUUUACUUGUGUUGGUGUAUUUCUUCUUUUACUCUGACAAUGUAGAGUGUGUGAGAAAUACUCUCAACUUGAUUAGAGUGAGCCAAUACACACUUAUCAGUUCCAUGUUUCACUGCAGAAAAGUGGCAGUACAUAACACUACAUUGAGUAUCCUCUACUGAUGACAUCAGUCAGAAUUCUAGCUGAAAUGUCUCCAUUAUGACAUAACAAACAUGUUAUUAAGACUGAAAGAGAUCCAGCAAUGAAACAGUAACUAAUACAAUGUCUUAUCUUUCGAUUGGGGUAGUUUUAAACUGACAUAAUGGCUGAGCACACAGCCAGUCUAGAAAGGGAUAACGCGCGGUUACUAGCUGAAAAUGAACAGUUAAAAAUGCAGAUUAAACUGAUGAAAGAAAACCAGGAAUUAAGAAAACUGCUCUCGCACAGUUACAGUGAAUUGCAGAAAACUGAAGAUAAAUACAAUGAGGCUACUGCCUUUAACAACUUCCAAGCAGCUUCACUGGGAGGACAUGGUAAGAUAACAGGAAAAGUCAUUCUCUAUGUGAGGAUUAACAGAAAGUCAGAUAUCCGGAGCAGUGCCUAAUAUAACGGGGUAGGGGUCAGGGCUGGUGGGCGACUCAAAACAUGAAGACGUAACCCUAAUACCAGCUCUUGGAGCGGGAGGUCCUGGGUGCAACCCCUGCCUGCAGGAACAGUGGUUCACCACGAUAUUAAUAACAGAAAUGCAGACAUCCAGAGCAGUGACUAAUACAUGUACUGGCGAUAUGUUAAGGACUCAUUAUGCCUACCGUCAACUGCAGUAAUAUAGGCAGAGUUGUCAUGUUUUAAUAGUUCUUUGUUGUUGGUUAUUUACCGAAAGAGUUCUUUUGCCGUGGCUGCUGUUUCGUUAUCUUACCAGGAACACCUUGUAAAUGUGAUUUGUCUCUAUGGCCAGUGAUUUAACCAAAUUUAAUAUUUAAAUGCAAAACAUAUUUGAAUUAUCUGCAAAAAUGUGCUCUCCUCAUUUCUUCACAAGCUCCACUACCAGGGCAUUCAUUGUGAGAUUAUUUCUUCACUUUGUCAUUUGUACUUGCCCCGUAGGUUAUGCCAGCUCAUUGACAAAAUUAAGAGUUUUCCUUCUCCCCACCCCUCCCUAUGCUUGAAAGGUAUACACAAACGUAGACAAUGUUUGAUGCUUGUAUCAUUGUGAAAUUAGGUCUGAAGGGAAAUGGAAGCUUUGACUAGCACAGAUGUAUAAUUUCAAGCGAGUCAUUUGGAAAUUAAUUGUGAUGGAAGAGACGUUAGUUUCUAAAAUGCCUAAACCGCGCAUAGAACAAAGCUGCGAAGAAUUUCUCCUGAUCUUGUCAACUGUUUAAUCCACUGGAGAUCAGUGGAUACAAGUAUGUUAUAGGAAUGUAUUGUGACUGUGCCUCUGCUGAGGGAAGUGGAAAUAGAUUUUGGGUUGUGGUACCUGAAACUAAGCUGCAGUGUGAAAGACGCAGUUCAAAAUAAUGUUGAAGGCUGUGUAGAUAUUUGACAUGCUAUUUGGGUUCAGGUGCCAGCUUAUCCAAUAUCAUGAUUUCUUUGUCUCAUGCACCCUUUUUUUCAAAAUAUUCACUGCUGUAAGUGUAAAUUGUAUGCUUGCAUUUAAUUCUUAAUUUGAAUAUUUGUGCUAAUUGAAGCUACUUAUGAACACGUAAAAUUUUCCAAUUCUCUUUCAGUAACCUGCUUUCUGAGUAAAUGUUGAAUUGUACAACAUUCUGAAACACAUUUUGUGUUUGCCGAUUUAAUAUCCCUUAUGCGGAUUUGAUUUCAUUGUGCAGUUAUACAUGUAUUUUCUUAUUGUACUUUUAUAGAAGGCAGACAGUAUUUACUAUACAUAGGCAGUUAAUUAAACUGAACUGUCACUAAUGAGAAAUGAAAUUAUUUUCUGUGCUAGGUCUGUCAAAAUAAGAGUAAAUGUUUCAUAGAAAAAUGUGUAUAGUUAGAACAUAUACUUUUUUCCUUGUAUACAUCCAUUUCAGUUAUUUUAUUGCGUAUCUAAUAAAAAGAAAUAA